Liolophura sinensis is the source of this 2392-nucleotide messenger RNA. Its product is annotated as armadillo-like helical domain-containing protein 3. Gene Ontology annotation, cellular component: cytosol. The record is from RefSeq and is a predicted model, not a curated record. Lineage: Eukaryota; Metazoa; Mollusca; Polyplacophora; Chitonida; Chitonidae.
CAGUUUUGUUUUUUCGCUAAUAACAAUGCAUGUUGUAUUAAGGCCGAGAUACCGGAAGUAAAAUGUGACAUUUGGCAUGUGCUUCAUUCGGGGCGCAGUUCGACGUUGGUUUCUGAUAUGAAUUGAUAAUUUUCAUGCUAAUGUUCACCCGAUUACGUUUUGAAGGAUGAGCCAGCCAACAACUCCUACUUCCAAAGAGCGGAACCAGUCUGUUCUCUUAAGGAAGGGCUCAGCCAACAAAAUUCCGCUGAAGGAAAAAAUUGUACAGAUAUAUGAAGCAUUUUUUCAGGGUGAAGAUCCUUCCACUGGAAAUCCUAACUUCUGGGAUGAGCUUUUUCUCCUCAAGGUCAACAAUGCUUAUCUUGAUAAAGAAUUUGACAAACUGAGUGGAGAGGGGUUGUUAUCAUUGAAGGAAAAUUUUAACCUCUUGUUUUACAAAAGUGUGGAAUAUUUAAAACAGGACAGUCCCAUUCGUGUAUUUAAUGCUUUACAGACAAUAUGUGCACUUAUCAAGGGUGUGUUUAAGAAAAGUCGUGGCGAGUAUGGGUUUGAUGUCAUCAAUAUUCUGAUUGGAUUUGACAGUGCAGAAGUGGUGAUGCAGAGCCUGGUGGAGACCUUAAAUAACUUCCUGACAGGAGAGUACCCAAUGAAUAUUAAGCAGCUGACCUUGAAAUUUUUUCUUGCCCUUGUCACAGCCACAGAUAACAUCAGUCAGAACACUCUCCUGGAGUACUUGAUGAUUAACAGUGUGUUUGAGGCUCUUAUCCAGAUUAUGGGAAACUUGGUGGCCCGUCAGACUUUGGGCUCCGAUACAGUCCUCCUGCUAACAUUACUUGUUCAGUAUAGAAAGUAUGAGUCUGCCAACCCAUAUAUAGUCAAGCUCUCCAUUUUAGAUGAUGAAUUGGCAAUGACAGGAUAUGCUCAAGUCGUGUCUUCAGUAUUAUCAGAUUUCAACAGGGAAUUCCAGCUGAAGCACACAGAACCACAGGGAGGCUGGUUCUCAUCUUUUACAAACAUGGUUGGAAACAUGUUUGUUGCAGAAGAAAAAGAAGUUGAAAUGGUCAAGGCAAAUGAUUCAAUAUUGUUAGCCCUAUAUGAAGCUAUUCAUCUAAACAGGAAUUUCAUCACAGCCCUGACACAUUCUCAUACACACUCCACCCCAACCACUCCACCAGCCUCUCCAGUCACUGCCAACCCUCCAUCAUUUGAGACAGCAAAUACCCCAACAGAGAUUCCCGCCACACCCCUGGAGCCCAUCAGUCAACCCACAAAUCUUCUGGUCACCUUCCUGGAGUACAGCUCUAUUGUCAUGCAGGAUACUAAAGAUGAAACGAGAUAUAAUAAUGCAAAACUCUGCCUUGUGAUUUUAAAUUGCAUUGCUGAGGAUCAAUAUGCAAAUUCUUUGAUACACGAUGUUAACAUGAACUUCAGGGUACCCCUACAUAGGAUGCCAAUGAGGCAUCGGAAGUUAAAGGUAGACAAAAAUCCACCCUCUAGACCUCUGGCCUGUGCACUUAUAGAUUUAAUUGUGGAGUUUACAAUGAGUCACAUGAUGAAAAACUUCCCCAUGGACCUGUACUUACGGUGCUUAGGUAUAACACAUAGGGUUUUGUGUUAUCAGAAAAGAUGUCGUGUUCGUCUGAAUUAUGCCUGGAAAGAGCUCUGGACAGCAUUAAUAAACUUACUGAAGUUUAUUCUCUCACAUGAGACUCAGUUGGUGAAGAAGCACAACAUUUUCUUGCUGGCCUCUAGGGUGGUAAAUGUGUUUAAUCUAUUCAUCACCUAUGGGGACACUUUCCUGCCAAACCCUAACAGCUAUGAUGAGCUGUAUUAUGAAUUGAUCAGGAUGCAUCAGGUGUUUGACAAUGUUUACUCUAUGGCUUUAAGGUACACAACUAAUGAUGGUCAGUGGAAGGAAGCUGCUGCCAAGAUGAUCAACUGUCUGGUCAACAUACGAGCUAUCAUCAACCACUUCACCCCUAAAGUGGACACCUGGGCAGCGGUGAAUCACUUGUCUUCUCUGACAGAGGAACAGGUGCUGGAGGUUGUGAGGAGUAACUAUGACACUCUGACCCUCAAGCUACAGGACAGCCUGGAUCAAUUUGAGAGAUACUCAGAGACUCCAAGGGAGACCAGCUUCUUCACACAGCUAGUGCGUUCCAUUAUCUCAGAUGUGAAGAAGUCUGUAGGAAAUUAUAGUGUACAGCCUCAAGAUAUGCUGCUGGAGCUGACAACCAUGUCCUAGACGUACCUCUGUGGCACUGGGCAUAGCGGUGACUCCAAGUGCAGCUGAGACACAGAGCACAGCUGAGGCAUAGGGUGUAGCUGUGGCACUGGGUGUAGCUGAGGCACUGAGUGCAUCUGUGGCACUGGGAGUAGCUGUGGCAUUUGG